This is a messenger RNA of Aethina tumida (small hive beetle), 730 nucleotides long. RefSeq names its product pupal cuticle protein 36. Lineage: Eukaryota; Metazoa; Arthropoda; Insecta; Coleoptera; Nitidulidae. The transcript is spliced from 2 exons. Gene Ontology annotation, molecular function: structural constituent of chitin-based larval cuticle. The record is from RefSeq and is a predicted model, not a curated record. The coding region runs from base 80 to 676 and encodes 198 amino acids. Gene Ontology annotation, cellular component: chitin-based extracellular matrix.
UCCACUCACAUUUAUACUUACUUAACACGUACUAACACCGCAACGUUUACUUCAGUGAUGGUGGUUUACUAACAUCUUGAUGUUGUGUCGUGCCAAAUCUGCUUCAGUAGUGCUAGCUCUGGCCCUCUUCGGCUUCGUGGCCUGCGGCCGCCUGGACAACAAGUACAUCCCGGCCAACCAAGGCCCCUACCAAGGAGCCGCCUCCUCCGGCUCCUACGCCGGAGCCGCCGCCCACGGAGGCUCCUCCAACCCGGCCGACGCCAACGCCCACAUCCUCCGUCUGGACAACAACAACGAAGGCGACGGCAGCUACCAAUACGCCUUCGAGACCAGCAACAGCAUCGCCGCCCAGGAGCAAGGACAUGACGCUGGAGACGGCAACAACGCCCAAGGAUCGUUCUCCUACGUGUCGCCCGAAGGUGAACACAUCUCGAUCUCCUACAGCGCCGGCCAGGAAGGCUUCCAACCGCAAGGUGCCCACCUCCCGACCGCCCCACCAAUCCCGGAGGAGAUCCUGAAGGCUUUGGAACAGAACGCCGCCGACGAGGCCCGCGGUAUUGUUGAUGAUGGACAGUACAGGCCGGAACAUGAAGGACCUGGUGCUGGUGGAUACGGUGGUGCUGCUGCCGGAGGAUACGCCGGCGCUGGUGGCAACAACGCUGGAUACAAAUAUUAAAUUUUGUAAAAUUAUAGGAUAUUAUUAUUUUUAUAAUAAAUUAUUUAAAAAUUA